Cydia amplana is the source of this 1603-nucleotide messenger RNA. RefSeq names its product synaptic vesicle 2-related protein-like. The record is from RefSeq and is a predicted model, not a curated record. NCBI's taxonomy places the organism in Eukaryota, Metazoa, Arthropoda, Insecta, Lepidoptera, Tortricidae. Gene Ontology annotation, molecular function: transmembrane transporter activity. The transcript is spliced from 12 exons. Bases 1 to 1539 code for a protein of 512 amino acids. Gene Ontology annotation, cellular component: membrane. Gene Ontology annotation, biological process: transmembrane transport.
AUGUAUUCUAUCAAACCAAAAGAUGGAAAAGUACCUUUUGAAGAAGCGCUCGCAAAAACGGGUUAUGGUUUGUACAGUUACCUGGUAAUAGCGGUAGCGGGAGCGUCCACCAUCGCCUUCGUGACGUUAUUGUACGGAAGCAGCAUCAUCGUGCCAGCGAGCGCGUGUGAGCUGGAAACCACCAGCGCGCAGCAGGGGCUGGUGGUAGGGGUGCCUGUCGCAGGGGCAGUGAUAGGCUCCCUACUAUGGGGCUACUUGGGUGACACACGCGGCCGCCGCAGCAUGCUGCUGGUAUCGCUGGCGCUGGGCGCUGUCUCCAACGCGCUGGCCAGCAUCUCUGUCAACUGGCUCAUGCUGAUGAUCGUCCAGUUGUGCACCGUCACAUUGGGUUCAGGCAUAUACGUGCUGUCAAUGGCUCUGCUCAGCGAGAGCGUACCACUACAGAAACGUAACGUCGCCAUGGUUCUGGUUUCCAGCAUCUUUCUACUCGCACAAGGCAUUAAAUCAGUAAUAUCUAUACCCAUCAUCUCGUUGACGUUCUCUUACCACCUGGAGGCGCUUGGUAUCUACUGGAACUCCUGGCGUACGCUGCAGGUGGUGUACUCACUGCCGUGUGUUAUCUGCGCGGUGUUCUGGGUUUUCAUGCAGGAGAGCCCCAAGUACGAACUGGCUAGUGGAAAUGAGGACGAGGCACUGAAGAUCUUGAGGACUAUCCACAGGUUGAAUAAUGGCAGUGAGGCAGAAUUACAAGUAUACAACCAUAUAAUCCGUGCAGAGACAGAUGCUACAGAGAAGAAGUCAAAUGUGAAGGAGCAAAUAGUGCCGCUGUUCAAGAAACCAUAUUUGAAGAGCACGUUGAUUAUGGCCAGUCUUUUCAUAUUGUUCCAAAUUAUAGUAGCCUUCUUGGUGUGGGCACCGAGCAUCGCCAAUCAGCUGAUGAAGCUGCUGGAGACAGGCGAGGGCUCAGACCUCACGCUCUGCCAGAUCAUCGCUACUGAAGUUGACGUUCAUCCUGAUGCAGCACCCUGUUCCAUCAACAGUACCGCUAUGCUGCUGCUCCUCGCCAUGUGUUCGCUGCAGUCUGUCUUCAAUACCAUACUCAGCCUGAUAGUGGACAAAGCAGGCCGCCGCAACACCGCCAUGGUGGUCGCCACCCUGUGCGGCUUAUCCGGCGUGCUGGUCAACUUGGUGUCCAACGCCGUGGGCACGGCUGUGCUGUUCGUAGUCUUUUCUCUGGGCGCCGUCUCGAUGGGCUUUUACACCGCCAUCGCUGUUACACUGUUCCCCACAAGACUGAGGACCAUGGCUAUGGCCAUUUCAAUGAUUGGCGCACGACUGAUGAGCGUCGUCUUCAUCCAGAUCAUCAACUACCUCCUGGUUAGUUCUUGCGAGCUGGGCUUCUACCUCUUCUCAGCUCUGUUCGCCUCUUCAGCGUUGAUAUUGGCCCUAUUACCAGACGACCGCCGGCUGCUCGCGCCGCCGAAACAGCCCGAUCCGGAAAUUUUGGAAGAGCAACACGAGCAGAGGACAUCUUUUUAACGUACAGCUUUAUGAUCUUACUCGUCAUCAUGUCAGUCCAAUGACGGUCAUAGUUAGACAAAGG